AUGAGUUCUGACUAUGCAAAGCCAUAUUUGGACUUUAUAGGAGCAUUUGACAAGCUUUUUCUAAUAAAAUCUAACGAAUCUGUUGAAGAUAUGUGCAAUAUCAUCAAAAAUGUUCUGAUUUCGAAGUAUCAACUUACAGAAAGCCAACUCUCGCUGAUAAUUUUAAAAGCAAUUCAAUACAAUUAUGCUUCUUUGGAGAAUUAUAAAGAAAUAUCCAAGAAUCUCAGUUAUGAAAUUAAGGAACUUUCUAAUUUAUCAUUUCCAUCGAUGAGUCCCUUCAUUUUUGCUGUUGUGCAUGAUAAAAUCGAUAUAUUUAAGGAGUAUAUCACUCCAAAAGAAUUCAACAGUGAUAUUUUUUUAGAAAUUCCUUCAUUGGAAAGAAAGGAGAGUUUCAAUUUAUCAUUAAUUGAAGCAUGUGCAUAUUUUGGAUCUGUAAAUAUUUUCAACUUCUUAAUUUCGAAUCAUAAUUUUACAUUAUCAGAAAAAUGUCUUCGAUGUUCAUUAAUCGGUAGAAAUAGAGACAUUAUCAACGAAUGUCUAAAGUACAAUCAAAUAGAUGUAGAUUGUCUCAUGGAUAUUGUAAGUUCACACAACAAUGAAAUGUUUGAAUUCGUUUUAGAUAGAGAUCUAUUUACUUCUGAAGAUCCCCAUGAAUAUGAGUUUAUUAUCGACGAUAUUAUCAAAUACCAAAAUUUGAAAGCUGUUUUCAUACUUUUCGAGCGAGAAAAAAGCUUCAUUGUUCCAUGGUGUGCUGCUUUUCCUCAAACAAUAGAUAUUCUCAAAAAUGAAAAACUUACAAAUAAAAUUGAUCGUAGGAAACGAAAUAUGAUACAUUAUGCUUGCAUGUCACAAAAUUCCGAUGUUUUAAAAUUUUUAUUUGAUUCAACUAAUAAAAUUGAUGUCGAUUAUCAUGAUACAUAUGAAAUGACUGCUCUUCAUUACGCCACAAUGUAUAAAAAUAUAGAUGCAGCAAGAAUUCUUAUUUCACAUGGUGCCGAUGUCAAUGCAAAAUCUAUUCUGUUUCAUUUCAUAUCAGUCUUUAUUAUAUAG
This is a messenger RNA of Trichomonas vaginalis G3, 1050 nucleotides long. RefSeq names its product spectrin binding. The record is from RefSeq and is a predicted model, not a curated record. Bases 1 to 1050 code for a protein of 349 amino acids. Gene Ontology annotation, molecular function: protein binding. NCBI's taxonomy places the organism in Eukaryota, Parabasalia, Trichomonadida, Trichomonadidae. The transcript has a single exon.